Molecule: messenger RNA, 1086 nt
Organism: Porites evermanni
Lineage: Eukaryota; Metazoa; Cnidaria; Anthozoa; Scleractinia; Poritidae
Source: the annotation of a GenBank genome assembly
AGUGUUGGCCGGGACUCCUCUUCUUUGACAACAUUACCUGUUAUUCCAAUCUUAUGCCAUUUCACCAUACUAAGUGACUACUAAGAGAAUGUGCAAAUUCUGUAUUGCAAUGUACAAUCCCAGUUUGAAAUGGACUAUUGUGUAAUUGAUAUCAGCACUCCCCCUUGGUUAAGGAAGUGAGCAAAGAUCAAUGGAAUUCUCGAGGGGUAUGUUGUAAUAGUUUUGGGAAUCCUUGGGGAAUAGUCUUAAGCAUUGGAGUUAUUCAGGGUAAACAAAGAAUUCAUCAGAAUUCAUGGAAUUUUAUUAGGAAAAAACUGAAGUACUGUUCAAUAAGUUCCUCAGGGGUAAAUUCAUAUCUUAAGGAAGUCUCCCAGGUGAAUGCAGUCUAAUAGAAUUCCUCAGGAGUAAGAAGGAAGUUUAUUAUAUGUUGUCAACCAGGAAGAGGGUGUGGCUAUUAAAUGUGAUAGCCCAAUUUUUUUCUGCGAUUGAAGGAGGACAAAGCACACACAAUGACCACAUGCAACAGCAUGCAAAGACUGGACAAAGCAAACAUGAUGUGAUUUUAUUUAGUUGGAUAGUAAACCUUUUAUUCAAUGGUUUACAUUGUAAAAGUAUAAUGGACAUGGGUGUUUUGCUCAUUGCUCGCCUAUACAUGAAACCAUCCAACACAUGAUUGAUAGAAUUCACAUACAAAAAUUAUUCAAAAUAACUAAGAAUCACGAAUCACCAGUGCCACUAACAAAAGGAGGGAUACAACAAUCUUUUAGUAUGCCAAGUUGGUUUCUUUUUGCAUUACCUUGUAUUAAUUUUGUUUUUUCUGGUGUGACUGUUCAUUAGCCACAGGCAUGUGACUCAUUGUUUGUGAUAAAUAAACAAUUUUUUUCCUCUAAAAGGAUUCAUCAAAGAGAAGGGAUUCGCCUAAGGCUUAAAAUUCACAUCCAAUUUCUUCCUUGGAUCCUUGGAAGUUUUAAAAAUUGGCAAUUUUUCCAUCUCUAAGAUUUUUUUUUUUUUUUGGAACAGCUGAGAAAAAAAGUUCUGUCUCUGCUGUUUAUUGAACUGAUCAAACCAGAGAAAGAAGCCUUCAAU